Messenger RNA from Trypanosoma theileri, 609 nucleotides. RefSeq lists its product as uncharacterized. The transcript has a single exon. NCBI's taxonomy places the organism in Eukaryota, Euglenozoa, Kinetoplastea, Trypanosomatida, Trypanosomatidae. Bases 1 to 609 code for a protein of 202 amino acids. The record is from RefSeq and is a predicted model, not a curated record.
AUGGAAAAGGUUCUAGUUUUAAAAAUGCUUAAUAGUGAAGCGGUUAAACGACGAAAAAGUACCGAAUGUAGAAUUCUUUUUGCAGAAGAAUUAGGUUUCCGUGAACUUAUUAUUUUAGAUGAGUGCCUUCAAUGGAAUAGCUAUAUUGAACAAUCUAGAGUGGAGUUGAAUUAUCAUAAAUUAAGAUUAAAAGAACAGCAAAUGUUAGAUGAUAUUCAUUCACAAGUGAUCAGUUCGUUUGAUCUUGGUGAUCUUCAUAACGAAGAAAUGCAAUUGCGUUCUUCAAUAUUAAAUUUUCAAAACCGUUUAAACGAAGGUGAAGAAUGGUUUAAAUCUUUUGAUUCUAACCCUACAAAAGCUGAAGAAAAAAGAAUAGAGGCUUGGAAUCAUGAGAAGGAGACUCUUGAAGUUCAUAUGGCCCAUUUACGGAUUAGAAUAGCAAAUCUUAAUGAAGAACCUACUGCUAAAGCACCACCUAACGUAGAUAACCAUAUAGAAGUAUAUUCAGCACCACUUUUCUCUGAAACUAUAUCAAAAGAUAUUCAGAUUUCUAAGUUAGCAGAAUGGACAAAAGAAAGCCUUGAUCGUGCUCGUAAUCUGUUAACUUGA